Messenger RNA from Eruca vesicaria subsp. sativa (arugula), 3786 nucleotides. The record is from the annotation of a GenBank genome assembly. NCBI's taxonomy places the organism in Eukaryota, Viridiplantae, Streptophyta, Magnoliopsida, Brassicales, Brassicaceae.
AUGAAGAGUUGGGGAAGCAUAAGAUCGGUUUUUAUGCAUGCUGACAGUGUGGAUUGGAUGUUAAUGGGACUAGGUUUGAUAGGAGCCAUCGGUGAUGGUUUCAUCACUCCUAUUGUAUUUUUCAUCACCAGCUUACUACUUAAUGACCUCGGUGGUUCGUUCAAUGAUGGGAACUUCAUGAAAGCCAUCACCAAGAAUGCUAUAACUUUGCUUUAUGUGGCUGGUGCAUCAUGGGUGCUAUGUUUUCUUGAAGGAUAUUGCUGGACAAGAACGGGGGAGAGACAAGCAGCAAGAAUGAGAGCGAGAUACUUGAAAGCAGUGUUAAGACAAGAUGUGGGUUACUUUGAUCUUCAUGUCACAAGCACUUCUGAUGUUAUCACAAGUGUUUCAAGUGACAGUCUUGUCAUACAAGACGUCCUUAGUGAAAAGGUCUCACACUUUUAUUUUUAUAUUUUUAUUCUAGUCAUGUUUCUUGUUUUUAAACCGGUUCUUGAUGAUUUUAAUUUUAUGCAGUUACCGAACUUUUUGAUGACUGCGUCUGCGUUUGUUGCAAGCUACAUAGUGGCUUUCAUCAUGCUAUGGAGACUCACAAUCGUAGGCUUCCCGUUCGUAGUUUUCCUCCUGAUCCCUGGAUUGAUUCAUGGACGAGCCCUAAUCAACAUCUCGAGGAAAAUACGUGAAGAGUACAGUGAAGCUGGUUCUAUUGCCGAGCAAGCCAUCUCUUUGGUGCGAACAGUCUAUGCAUUUGGUAGUGAGAGGAAGUUGAUAGCUAAAUUCUCACUUGCGCUUCAAGGCUCAGUGAAACUAGGGCUGAGACAAGGGCUAGUUAAAGGUAUCUCACUUGGGAGCACUGGUAUCAUUUACGCCAUUUGGGCCUUCUUGACAUGGUACGGAAGUCGAAUGGUUAUGUACCAUGGCGCUAAGGGUGGUACCAUCUUUGCAGUCAUCAUUUGCAUUACCUUCGGUGGCACAACACUUGGCCGAGGUUUGUCGAAUCUCCAAUAUUUAUCUGAGGGGAUUGUAGCCGGGGAAAGGAUCAUGGAAAUGAUACUAAGAAUUCCCGAUAUAGACUCGGAAAAACCUGAAGGUCAAACUCUAGAUAAAAUCAAAGGAGAAAUCGAAUUUAAGCAUGUGAAGUUCAUGUACCCGUCUAGACCAGAAACUCCCAUCUUUGAUGACUUCUGUCUGAGAGUUCCAUCUGGAAAAACUGUGGCUCUAGUUGGUGGAAGCGGGUCGGGAAAAUCAACCGUGUUGGCCCUUUUGCAAAGGUUUUAUGACCCCGUCUCAGGAGAGAUUCUUCUUGAUGGUGUCUCUAUCAACAAUUUUCAGGUUAACUGGUUGAGAUUGCAGAUGGGCUUAGUUAGCCAAGAGCCAGCACUCUUCUCCACAUCAAUAGAGGAGAACAUACUAUUUGGUAAAGAGGAUGCAUCCAUGGAUGAAGUAGUGGAAGCAGCAAAGGCCUCAAAUGCUCAUAACUUCAUCUCUCAGUUCCCUCAUGGAUACAAAACUCAGGUUGGAGAGAGAGGCGUGCAAAUGUCAGGGGGACAGAAGCAGAGGAUUGCAAUUGCACGUGCCAUAAUCAAAUCACCAACAUUUCUCCUACUAGACGAGGCCACGAGUGCAUUGGACUCAGAAUCUGAAAGGGUAGUCCAAGAAGCCUUGGACAAUGCUUCUAUUGGCCGUACAACUAUUGUAAUAGCCCAUCGCCUCUCUACUAUUCGUGAUGCUGAUGUUAUCUGUAUAGUCCAAGAUGGUCGCAUUAUAGAAGCUGGUUCACACGAAGAGCUCAUGGAGAACUUAGAUGGUCAAUAUGCUUCUCUAGUUCGUUUGCAACAGAUGGAUAAUAAAGAAUCGGAUGGUAACACCAGUGUAAGGGUCCAAGGUGGUCAGAUAUCGAUAUUGAGCAAAGAUUUGAUGUACGGUCCAAAACUGUCUAGUGAAAGUGGGUCUAACUUGUUACCUAAGUCAAGCACUGAGUCUAAUCUUCCUCCUGGUUCAGUUCCUAAGGGUAAGAAACCACCUGUGCCAUCGUUUAAGAGACUGAUGGCAAUGAAUAUACCAGAGUGGAAACAUGCAUUGUAUGGUUGCUUAAGUGCAGCUUUGCAUGGGGGUGUACAGCCUAUAAGUUCAUUUGUUACAGGAUCAAUGGUGUCAGUGUAUUUCCUAACGAGUCAUGACGAGAUCAAGGACAAGACAAGGAUCUAUACCUUGUUCUUUGUUGGUCUAGCUGUCUUUACUUUCUUCUCCAUCACCAUUCAACAAUAUAGUUUUGCUUAUAUGGGUGAAUACCUAACCAAACGUAUCCGUGAGAAGAUGCUCAAGAAGAUAUUGACCUUUGAAGUCACCUGGUUCGAUAAAGAAGAGAACUCUAGUGGUGCAAUUUGCUCAAGACUUGCCAAAGAAGCUAACGUGGUGAGGUCACUUGUUGGUGAACGAGUCGCAUUGUUGGUAAAAACCAUAUCAGCAGUGGCGGUAGCUUGCACAGUAGGUUUAGUCAUCGCUUGGCAACUAGCCAUUGUGAUGAUCGCGGUGCAGCCACUUGUUGUAGUAUGCUUCUACACGCAACGCAUCCUACUCAAAAGCAUAUCCAAGAAAUCAAUCAAAGCGCAAGCCGAGAGUAGCAAACUAGCAGCAGAAGCUGUCUCCAACAUCAGAACCAUCACAUCUUUCUCAUCACAAAAACGAAUCUUGAAACUACUCAAAAGAGUUCAAGAAGGUCCAAGAAAAGAAAGCAUUCGCCAAUCAUGGCUAGCUGGAACCGUGCUAGCAACUUCACGAGCCCUCAUAACAUGCACUUCGGCUUUAAACUUCUGGUACGGUGGUAGACUCGUCGAUGCUGGCAAGAUCGUGGCAAAACAGUUCUUUGAGAUCUUUACGGUCUUUGUGAGUACUGGUCGGGUUAUAGCAGAAGCUGGGAGCAUGACGACCGAUCUAGCCAAAGGCUCUGAUGCUGUCGCGUCUGUGUUCGCUGUGUUGGACCGUUCCACGACCAUUGACCCAAAGAGUCCAAACGGGUAUAUUCCAGACAAAAUAAAGGGACAGAUAAGUUUUGUCAACGUUGACUUUGCUUAUCUUACACGACCAAACGUGGCUAUAUUCAAGAACUUGUCUAUUGAAAUAGAGGAAGGAAAGUCAACAGCUAUUGUCGGUCCAAGUGGCUCAGGAAAGUCAACGAUCAUUAGCUUGAUCGAACGGUUCUACGACCCUUUAAAUGGCUCCAUUAAAAUCGACGGUCGUGAUCUAAAGUCGUAUCAUUUGAGAUCGUUACGUAAACACAUAGCUUUGGUUAGCCAAGAGCCAGCAUUAUUUGCCGGAACCAUCAGAGAGAACAUAAUGUACGGUGGAAGAGCGUCGGAAAAUAUGAACGAGUCGGAGAUUAUUGAGGCGGCUAAGGCGGCGAACGCUCAUGAUUUUAUUACAUCAUUAUCCAACGGUUAUGACACAAACUGUGGAGACAGAGGUGUAUUGCUGUCGGGUGGGCAGAAACAGAGGAUUGCUAUAGCGCGUGCGGUUUUGAAGAACCCAUCUGUGUUGUUACUCGAUGAAGCGACGAGUGCUUUGGAUAGUCAAUCGGAGCGUGUGGUGCAAGACGCGUUGGAGCGAGUGAUGGUUGGGAGGACUAGUGUGGUGAUUGCGCAUAGGCUUAGUACGAUACAAAACUGUGACGUCAUCGCGGUUUUGGAUAAAGGAAAGAUAGUGGAGUGUGGGAACCACUCAACGUUGUUGGCAAAGGGUUCUAUGGGUGCUUACUUCUCACUGGUUAGUCUCCAAAGAAACCUCGGUUGA